CCCGCAAGAGGAGCUGCUCCGCCGCGCCCUCCCCUGCACAGCGCCCGGCGCGGGGAGCGGGCGAAGCGGAGGAGCGUGACACACGGGCACCCCGCGCCUCUCGUCCCCAUGUCGCGGCGGGCAGCGGGAGGCUACCACCGCGGGAGCUGCGCGUCCGGGAAGCCCGACAAGCGGCGGAGAGCCGCCGACAUCGCCCGCCCGUCCGCUCGCCCACGGAGAUCAGUCAACGCCCGGAGCGACACGCUCGGCUCCCGCCGGGAUUGAGGCAGUUUCCCCGGGAACGUGUGGCGAGCGCUCGGAUAAACUAAGUCACGAAAAAAAAACCACUACAGGCGGUGUCCUGCUUGGCCGCCCCGUGUCUCCUAUGCUUAGUAGAGGGACCCAAGCGGGGCGGCGGAUCCCGCAGGAUGACGGACGAUGAGGCAUCCUAAAGCGGCGUCGAGGCGGCCCGCUACGGGCUGCGAUGAGUCUCAGAGAGCUGGUGCCGCAGGAGAGGCCCGGAGCCAGGUAGCCGCCGCCCGCUCGCCACGCAGCCCUGAACCGCCGCUCGCCCGCAGCCGGCUGGGAGCAUGGGAGCGGCGGGCAGAGCCCGCUAAGACUGCCGCGCCCGGCUGCAGGAGGAGCGAGGAGAGAGGAGGCGACAAGAUGUGGGCCGGGGCGGCAGCGCUCUCCGUGGUGCUGACCCUGGGGCUGCUGCCAGUCGCCCAGGCUUGCCCUCAGCCGUGCGCCUGCUACCUGCCCACCGAGGUCCACUGCACCUUCCGGUCCUUGGCCGCCGUGCCUGGGAGAAUCCCCAAACAUGUGGAAAGAAUCAAUUUCGGGUUUAACAGUAUACAGUCUAUAUAUGAAAACUCCUUUGCUGGACUUACAAAACUGGAAUUGCUUAUGAUACAUGGAAAUGACAUUCAGAAUAUACCUAAUGGUGCUUUGAGAGAUCUCAUAGCUCUUCAGGUUUUCAAAAUCAGUUACAAUAAACUGAAAGUCAUAACUGGCCAGACUCUCCAAGGACUUUCAAGCUUAAUGAGACUGCACAUGGACCACAACAGAAUUGAGUUUAUUCACCCAAAUGCUUUUAAUGGAUUAACUUCUCUGAGACUGGUCCACUUGGAAGGGAAUUUACUCCAACAGCUUCACCCCAACACCUUUUCAACAUUUAUGGUCCUUGAUUAUUUCAGACUGUCAACAGUUAGACAUCUCUACCUAUCUGAAAAUGUUCUUAGGACCUUGCCUGCAGGGAUGUUUCAAGGCAUGCCACUGCUGGAAAAUCUUUACCUUCAUGGCAAUCCAUGGGCCUGUGACUGCAGUUUAAAGUGGCUUCUUGAAUGGAAUGAAGUUUCUGGAGGUGUUUUAAAAUGCAAAAAGGAUAAAGCUUAUGAAGGAGGACAGCUCUGUGCUAAGUGCAACAGCCCAAAACAUCUGCAGAAAGAAGAUAUUCAAAACUUAAAAGAUAUUUCCUGUGGGAAACCUGUCAUUCACUCUUCACUGAGGCAGAAUAGCAGCACUCAAAAUGAAGAUGAUGGUGAAAGUUAUGAAGUCCUUCUGGAAGAGCUUCAGUCCUCGCCAUGGAACAUUACUCUGAAUAUGACUGAUGAGCAUGGCAAUGUAGUUCACCUCAACUGUGAAAUCAAAAAACCAACAGGCUCUACCAAAAUUCAAUGGAAUCAAAUCCAGGCUCAGGAGAUGGAUAUAAAUGCUACAGUUUCACUGGAUUUUGAGUGUCCAAUGAAUCGGGAAAACUAUGAAAAACUAUGGAAGCUUAUAGCUUAUUACAGUGAAGUACCGGUCAAAUUAGAGAGGGAAAUCAUGCUCAGCAAAGAGCCCAAAAUAAGCUAUCAGUACAGGCAAGGCUUAGAUCAUGAUGCUCUUUACUACACAGGUGUAAAAGCUCAAAUACUGGCUGAGCCUUCCUGGGUGAUGCAACCUGUCAUAAAUAUCCAAUUAAACAGGCGUCAAAGUACAGGGAAAAAAGUGGUGCUAUCUUUUUCUACUGUGUUUUCUCAGACAAUUCAUACCAAAGACACUGGGCAGCAGAGAAGCUGGAUAAUGAUAGAGCAAAACCAGAGCACAAGGACAGCACAGAGUGUGGUGGAAGGGUCAGAAUGUCAGCUCAGCUGCAAUGUGAAAGCUUCGGAGAGCCCUUCCAUUCAGUGGCUCUUCCCAGAUGGAACUAAACUGCAGGUGCCAUUUAAUGAGAAAAACAGUCGAUUUUCCAUUCUUAGCAGUGGCCAGCUAAUAAUCAAGUCAGUGAGUUAUGCUGAUGGUGGUCUGUACCACUGCAUUGCACAAGUGAGAGAUGAUGUCAACAUAAUGCCUUUCAGACUUGUGGUGCAGCCUCCAGCUGUUCAGGUAACGGAUUCAGAUAUAGCAAGAGUUGAAAAAAACGUUGGAGAUCCAAUAGUUCUGCCAUGCAAUGCAGUUGCCAUCCCAGAGCCACAGCUGAGCUGGAUUCUUCCAAACAAUCAGGUACUUAAUGAUUUAUCAAACUCUUCAAAGGGAUAUAUGUUGGACAAUGGUACUUUGCUUAUUCCAAAAAGCCACAUCAGUGAUAGUGGCCACUACAGAUGUGUGGCUGUCAAUCAGUGGGGGUCAGAUCAGUUUGUUGUAAGGGUUACAGUAAAUAAAAUGGUGUCUGACAGGUCAUUUAAAAGGGUAAAACUAAAAAAACGCCCAGGCUCAAAAAGUCUGUCAAAAAAGAGAGGACAUACCAUAGAUGAGGUAGAGGGAUCAGGGGCAGAAGCAGUGGAGGAGAUCCCACGGAGAAAGCACCACCUGAAAGACCGGGAAAUAGCCUUUAAACAAAAAAGUGACCACGUGACAGAGGUUCAGAGUAAAAAAGGAAAGAAAGGCAGGAGAAAAAUGAAAAUCUGGAAGAGUACCAAUAGAAACCAAGACAGCAAUGUUGCAGAAGGCCGAAGAGUAUUUGAAUCUCGAAGAAGAAUUAAUGUGGCAAGCAAGCAGAUUAAUCCCCAGCAUUGGGCUGACAUUUUGGCAAAGGUCCGUGGGAAGAAUACUCCUAGAACAGCAGCCACAGCCAUUUCUUUAACAACUGCACUGCCAGCAGGCUUGCAGAGUACUCCAGUCCCUCAUCCGAUAGCCAGCCCUUCCCCUUCAGGAGUGACAGCUGGUGUGGUAGGUUCCUCUGCUGAUGCAUCACCUGUGGGUGAAGAUGAGCCCUUCUCAGUCACUGUUUCCCACAGCACUAAAGCGUUUUCAGUCCAGUCCAUAUUGACAAGGUCACAAAGUCAGCCCUUCUCUGACCACAGGGCUCUAGAAACACCUGCAAGUAUUUUCCCUUUAGAAAUCACUGUAUCAGGUCCUCAUUUGGCUCCUGUCUCUGCAACUGUGCAACCCCGAGGCCAGAAGCAUCUUGAUGUCAGGACUAAUGAUUCACUUAUCAGUGAAAAUAUCUACCCUCUCACUGAAGAAUCUCUAACUAGGCAAAUUGUGACAAACUUCCCUAAUAUUCAGAGCAGCUCAUUCACAGUGGAAAAUACAGAUAGGAGUGUAUCUUCCACAUCAGAAGAGAAUUCUGCUUUUACAGAACUACCACUUGAUGCUACUCUCCUAGCUGAGUAUCAGACUGCAGAUAGUGUCUUGGAGACAAGUGUGAAGUUAAAUGAAGUGGACCAAGCAAGUGUUGACACCAUAACUUCAACACCUUCUCAGUUAGAUGAAAUCAUCCCAACAGAUUCUGCAGACACUACUACUGUUUCUUCAUCCAUUUCUGUAUUUGUUACAGAAAAAAGCAGUGACUUGAUACAGCAGCACAAAGAAGUAUCUACAGAUCAGACAAAAACUGCAGACUUAAGUACCAGUUUUCCAGCUGUCACAUCCAGUAGAGUUCAGAGCAGGAAAGAACCUGAGACCUACAGGAAUACAGUAACUCAAGAAAGCGUGUCCAGCCACUAUGCAGAGAGUUUUCAGGGAGCACACCAAAACUUGGCUACACCAAAACCAGAUCCCACAUUUGUUUUGCAUAGUACUAAUGCUCUUCAUAAAACAACAGAAGGGAUAAAAUCUGCUUCUGCUAGCAAUAGGUUGACCACCGUGGCCAUAACAACAGUUCCCUAUGGAAAGACAGUGCCUCCAUCUGUUACUCAACAUGCUAGGAAAAGGCCUUAUGGGAGAAGGAGAUUGAGGCCAAACAGAACUCGACAAAAAACAAAGCCUCUCCACCGCGUUGUUUUAACCACGGAGGCAGUGCCUGUUGUUCCAAAGACACCUGAAGUUGAAGCUGUGACCAGAAUUCCUUCUGCAACUCAUGCAAGCCCUGAUCUUCUAAGCAAUGUCAAAAUACAAACUAAGGAAGAGGAGCAUGUGGCAUUCAUUCCUUCAUUAGUUACUGAUCCAGAUGUCUUAGAGGAGAUUACCAAAGUCAAAGAGGUGGUCACAAACUCCUUCUUUAGGCCUACUGCUUCUCCACCUCAAGAAAAACAUACUACACUCCCUACUGCUUCUGACACCUUGGCACUUCCAGUGACUGAACGUAUCACAAUUUUAUCAUCUCAUGUUGUACAUGACACAGUUUCCAGGAAAGAAUCAAGUGCACCUCAGAAACCAGAGCUAAUUGAAGUGCCAGCAUACACCUCGUUAGACAAUGGAGCUGAGAAGAAGGGCAUUAAAGCAGAUUCUAAAACAGGGGAUAAUAAGACAGAACAGCCAAGCACAACAAUUUCUCCUAAGUAUCUAAACAGCUUGAUACUAUCUGCAAAACCAGAAUCUCAAGAGCCUGUCCUGUUUGACUCAGAAGCUUUGGUUAAUGCAACAGCUGCUAAAACAUUCCAAUUGAUAUAUCCCACCAUAACUGAUGCAGGUAUUUCUCUUGAAACACCAGGAAUAAACGAGCCAGCUCAGCAGCAUGAGACAGUUACUUCAUCCUUUUCCAGAAGGACAGAGACUCAAACUUUUCCACUUAGAGAAACAAAGAAAUCUGUUGCUUUUCAGACUGAGGCAAAGCCAUCUUCCUUGGAAAACAAGGAAGCUAUGUCAAAAGUAUUUAAUCAUAAUCUCACAUUGCAAACAACUGAAAAGCCUCCGCCUACACCCAGUGCCUUUAUUCCUCUUAUAAAACUUGUUACUCUUCCACCUUCCAUUUCACAUCCUUCACUAGUUUAUACCACUGAAGAAAGUAAUACCUUCAAUCAAGAAAGGCUCCCAGAAGGAAAACAAAUUGAAACAGAUAGGGACAAAAUGGUGGUGAGCUCAAGGUGGAAUGUGCACCAUACUCCUAGCCAAAACAAAAUAGGCAUACAGUCAGAAGAGGAACAAAUCAAAGAGCUAUAUAAUAGCAUGUCAAACAACAGUUUAUUGAUGAAUCCAAACAUUCUGCAUCCACCUGCUGGGGUGAUACCAAGUCUAAACCAAAGGCUACCUGUUACACCUCCAAAGCAUGCACCAGUAAGGGGCACAGUGAAACCUCCAUAUGUUGUAACACAAGGUUCCUUUCGCUAUUUUGUAACGCACCAGCCUCUUCACUACACCAACAAGCCAGAGAUAACAGCAUAUGCAGCACAUACCCUCCAGGACAAAAAGUCUUUUGCCUCUCAGGGAGAAACAGCUGCCCCAACACAAGCCUCUCCAUUUCACAAGACAAAUCCAAUCACUGCGAGCAAGUUCAGUAAUCAGGGGCAGAAUAGAUACAAUAUUAAUUCAAGAUUUUCAGGCAAUAACUAUGUUCCAGUUAACAGAAGCGUGGUAGGCAGACUACCAAGUCCAUGGAUCCCCUAUUAUUCUAGUUCCAGAAUGCCUUUUCUUUUCAACAGAACAAGGAUAUUCUCUCACUUAAAUACGCAUCCUAAACCAGUGGUCCCUAGUCAGCCAGUUCCAAAAGACAUAAAUAAGAAGAAGGCUGUCCAGGUUUCCCCUACUAGCAUUACAGUGCAGGAAGUUACAGCUAUUCCAGUGCCUCCAAUUCCACAUGCCACAACCACCACAUUUCCAUCACCAGCAAUUUUGAGAAUUACCCCUUCAGCCAUUCUCCCUCAGCACACAGAACCUCAGCUAUCCACUACAGUUCGUCCAGUUAAAAAUGUGCAUCAUCAGCAUCAUCAAAAAUUUCCAUCUGUGCCUUAUGUGGGAGUUCUUCUUCCACACAAUUCAACUGUAUAUCAGUCUUCCACUAAUUUCAGGAUUCAUGGAGAAAGACCUAAAAUUAUCACGAAAGGGCCUCAGAGUAUAUCCAUCCUUGCUGAAACAGAUGCUUCUAUCCCUUGCGAUGCAGUAGGGGAGCCCAAGCCCUUUAUUACUUGGACAAAAGUCUCUACAGGAGCUCUCAUGACAGCCAACACCAGGUUACAAAGGUUUGAAGUCUGGAAAAAUGGUACUCUCCUUAUCCGAAAUACACAGCUCCAGGAUCGUGGACAGUAUUUGUGCACAGCUCAGAACCAGCACGGCGUAGAUAAAAUGAUCAUUGUGCUCACGGUUGUAGCCCACCAGCCCAAAAUUUUGCUUUCCCGCUAUCGAGAUGUCACAGUCUAUUUUGGAGAGACCAUAGCAAUGGAAUGUCAGGCCAGUGGGACUCCAAGCCCACAUAUUUCAUGGAUUUUCCCAGACAGGAAGAUUUUACAGACAGUCACCACCACAGAAAGCAGGAUAAUGCUUCAUGAAAAUCGGACCUUGUCCAUCAAGCAAGCUACUUUUUCAGACCGAGGAGUUUACAAAUGCAUUGCAAGCAAUGCUGCAGGAGCUGACAGUAUCACAGUGAGGCUGCACAUUGCUGCCUUACCCCCCAUCAUCCAGCAGGACAAGCAAGAGAACAUUUCCUUGCCCCUCGGUAGCAGUGUUAAUAUCCACUGCACUGCCAAAGCAGCACCCCCUCCCAGCAUCCGCUGGGUGGUCUUUGAUGGCACACAAGUCCGACCUUCCCAGUUUGUCAAUGGGAACCUGUUUGUUUUUCCCAAUGGAACUCUUUAUAUUCGCAACAUCUCCCCCAAGGACAGCGGGACCUACGAGUGCAUUGCUGCUAACAUGGUGGGAGCUGCCAGGAGAACAGUACAACUUCACGUGAAGAAGUAUGCAUCUAAUGCUAAGAUCACCGGGACCUCUCCUCAGAGGACAGAUGUAACUUAUGGCAGCACCCUGCAUUUGGACUGCAGUGCUUCUGGUGACCCCUGGCCUCGGAUAUUAUGGAGAUUGCCUUCCAAAAGGAUGAUUGAUUCCUUACACAGUAGCUUGGAGACUAGAAUCAAAGUGUUCAGCAAUGGGACUUUGGUUGUCCAUUCAGUUACAGACAAAGAUGCAGGAGACUAUUUGUGUGUGGCCCGCAAUAAGAUCGGGGAUGACUAUGUGGUCCUCAAAGUGAAUGUGAUGAUGAAACCAGCAAAAAUAGAACACAAGAAUGAUAAUAACCACAAGGUCAUGUAUGGAGGGGACCUGAAAGUUGACUGUGUAGCUACAGGUCUUCCAAAUCCUGAGAUCUCCUGGGGUCUCCCAGAUGGCAGCAUGAUCAAUACCUUCAUGCAGUCAGAUGACAGCGGCAGUCGGACAAAGCGAUAUGUGGUCUUCAAUAAUGGAACCUUGUAUUUCAAUGAUGUUGGACUGAGAGAGGAAGGGGACUACACAUGUUAUGCUGAGAACCAGAUUGGGAAGGAUGAGAUGAAAGUGCGGGUCAAGGUAGUGGCUGAGCCUGCAACUAUCAAGAAUAAAACAUAUGCCAUUAUUAAUGUACCCUAUGGUGAUGUUAUCACAGUAGCAUGUGAAGCCAAAGGAGAACCCACUCCCAAAGUCACCUGGUUCUCCCCAGCCAACAGACCCAUUCCUGCCCUGUCUGAUAAGUACCAGGUAUAUAGGGAUGGCACCCUCCUCAUCCAAAAGGCCCAGAGAUCUGACAGUGGCAACUAUACUUGCGUAGCGCGGAACAAUGCUGGAGAAGAUAGGAAAACUAUCUGGAUCCAUGUUAACGUUCAGCCUCCCAGAAUCAAUGGUCAUCUUAGUGCAGUGACGUCUGUGAGAGAGACAGCCAUCAGGGACAGCCAGAAACUUAUUGACUGCAAAGCUGAAGGCAUCCCUGCUCCACGGGUCUUAUGGGCUUUUCCAGAAGGAGUAAUCCUGCCAGCUCCCUACUACGGGAACAGAAUCACUGUGCAUCGCAAUGGCACAUUGGACAUCAGAGGGGUGAGGCAGACAGACGCAGUGCAGCUCAUAUGCAUCGGACGGAAUGAAGGAGGGGAAGCAAGGCUGAUUGUGCAGCUCUUUGUUACUGACCACGUGGAGAAACCCUCCUUCAGAGACCCUGUUAAUGAAAGGAUCACUGCCAUUGCUGGGCACAGCAUCAAUCUGAACUGCUCAGUCCAGGGGAACCCCAAACCCAGCACAAGCUGGAUUCUUCCCAAUGGCACUGAAGUGCUGAGUGGCAACCGCCUGCACAGAUUUUACCAUAAGAGGGAUGGAAUCUUACACAUCAGCAACCUCUCUGCUGGAGAUGCUGGGACUUACCGCUGUACAGCUAGAAACCCAGGAGGUUAUGUGGAACGAGUAGUCUUCCUGAAGGUGGGACUCAGGCCAGAAAUUAGCAACCAGUAUAACAACCUAGUGAGCAUCAUCAAUGGAGAAACUCUGCAGCUCCAUUGCAUCACCCAGCCAAACCAGCGGGCACAGAUCUCCUGGACACUGCCCAACGGAAUGGUUAUGGAUGCCCCACAAGCUCUGGGUCGCUUUUCCCUGAUGGAGAAUGGCUCACUGACAGUGCGUGAGGCUUCUGUAUUUGACAGGGGCACUUACCUGUGCAAGGUGUCCACAGAGUAUGGCACUUCUGUUAUGAAUGUGCCUGUCAUUGUGAUAGCCUAUCCUCCUCGAAUCACCAGCGAGCCAGCACCUGUUAUUUAUGCCAGGCCUGGAAAUUCAGUAAAGCUGAACUGCAUGGCCAUUGGGAUUCCUAAAGCAGAAAUAACAUGGGAGCUUCCUGAUAAAUCACAUCUGACAACAGGAGCUCAAUCUCGUCUGUAUGGAAACAAAUUCCUCCACCCUCAAGGGUCAUUAGUCAUCCAGCAGUCUUCUCAGCGGGAUGCCGGCUUCUAUAAAUGCACUGCUAAAAAUAUACUAGGCAGUGAUUCGAAAACAACCUACAUACACAUAUUCUAACACUCAGACAAAUGCCUUUGGCUGGCUACUAGUGUUCAAGUUACUGCCAAGUGAGUGCAAUGAGGAAAGUGCCUUUUGCAACCAAGCCAGGAAGACUGAGGGUAGAAAAGAAGGAAUUAAGCCUAUUUUCAUGCAAAGUGCAUUGCUUUUGUAUGCCGUGUGGUAGUAAGUCCCUGCUAUAAAGGAGGCAGGAAACAUACUGAAACCGAGGAGACUAUCAUGUUGGGAAAGGUCUUUAAAUUGUUAAGACAGUGUAGUGUGUUCUUUCAUGCUAGGUAAUAGCAUCUGAGACCUGAAGUACUCUAUUCUUGUCGAUAGUGCAAAGCUAUUCCUUGUUAUAACGAGCACCUUAAAAGCACCAAAGAAGUAUUAAACGUUAAUAAAUGAGCUGCAGUGAUAAAAGUGCUUCAGUAAAAGGCAAUUUUCUUUAUAGCCUGCAGCGCUUUUGCGUAAUCUAGCCUUAGAGAAUAUGAUUACUAACCUUCCUGUCCAUUAUUCCAUCAGCUCCUCAAAAUCAAAGACUAACUUAGCAAAUGAGAGUGAUCUGUUUCAAUAAAAAUACCUGCAGACCUUAGUUACCUUAACACAUGUACAAACCUCUUCCACCCACUAGGGACGCUACGGUCAAAUCAUUUAUGAUAUAUUUUAUAUAUAUAUAUAUAUAUUUUUAAGUCAGACUAUGAGACUAGAAAUAAGGAUUCAUUUGGUCUCAUUUGAUAAAUUAUUGGUCUUUACAAGACUCUGAUACAUUGCAGUGUUUUAUAAAAUUAAGGUCAAUAUACUGUACAUUUUAUAAUAAAAAAUAUU
This is a messenger RNA of Pogoniulus pusillus (Red-fronted tinkerbird), 9885 nucleotides long. It is a transcript of the gene MXRA5, whose product is annotated as matrix remodeling associated 5. The coding region runs from base 418 to 9078 and encodes 2886 amino acids. The transcript has 7 exons. The record is from RefSeq and is a predicted model, not a curated record. Lineage: Eukaryota; Metazoa; Chordata; Aves; Piciformes; Lybiidae. Gene Ontology annotation, molecular function: protein binding.